AUGAAGAUGAUCCCAAGAAACAGAUCACAGCACAAAUUCCGCCCAAGAUCCAACACUACGUUCUGGUCUCGUCGAUGGAUAUGGUUCCGCUGGCUGGGAUAUCUAACCUGCCUUGUCACCGUGUUCCGGGUCUACUCAUUUCUCGUCCAGAAUCCAGAGACGAACAUUCUUCGGACUGUUUUUGAUUCUUUCUGUCGGCCUGGAAUCCUUCGACCAGGUCAAUACAAGCAGAUUGUGGGAUUUGUGCCAGCAACAUAUGAAGUGCCAUAUGAAGACCCCGAUUUGGAUCAAAAGGGAUUAGUUCAUGACCGCAGAGACAAGCAGUUCUACCUCGGCGGUACACUUACCUUGACAAGUAUCAAAUCCAUCAAUGCCUCGCACCCGACUCCCUUCAUCUACGACCCAUACCCAGCAUACAACAGUCGAAAGUGGAAGAAGCAAUACCACGGCAAGUUUCAGCCAUGUAUGGGUCCGCGGGGCCAUUUCCUCGACCGCAGACGACCAGAAGAUAUGAUCCAAGUCUAUAAGGGCCAACAGACCGGAUUCCCCGAGCCGAAAUUUGGAUCACACGAGGCCAUGGACCUAGACGGCGACGUGUGCACAGAUCGCUAUUCCCGCUUUGGGGCAUAUGGGUUCGAUGAAAGGGGCGAGGAUGAAGUACCUGGUUUCUCACGGCCACCUAUUGUACCCUGGCACCGGGUUGACUGGCACGAAUUGCAAUCUCAAUGUUUGGAGCGAAAUGCUGGUAGAUAUAAGACAAAUGACGUGGUAAAUGUCUCUAUGCAGAGUCCACUGUCUUUUGAUCUUCCUGAUAGCCCCCAUAAGACGUGGGACUCGCCUCCUAUUCCGGCGUCGAAUGUCAAGCGUUACCACCAUCGCACUGCGCUGUUGAUUAGGGCUUGGAAUGGGUUGACUUGGAAGCCACAUCAUCGGGAGUACCUCCGGGCGCUUAUCAUGGAGCUUUCUUUACAUUCUGGUGGGGAGUAUCAGAUCUUUCUCCUGAUUCAUGUCAAGGAUGAUGAGAUGCCAAUCUUCUCGGAUGCGAGGACCAUCAGUCAGCUUAAGAGGACUGUUCCUGAGGAAUUUCGGAAUAUGACUCUCUUUUUUAAUAACAAACUCCUGGAGGCUUGGUAUCCAAAGAUAGAAGAGCAUACUCCCCAGCUUCAACACCACCAGCCACUGCAGAUAUUUGCCCAGUUAUAUCCCAGCUUCGAUUACUACUGGCAACUAGAAAUGGACGGUCGACACACAGGACACACCUACCACUUCCUCGAACAAUCAGUCUCAUUCGCAAAAGCCCAGUCGCGAAAAUACCUCUGGGAACGAAACGCUUACUUCUACACCCCCGGUGCACACGGCAACUGGAGCGAAUUCAGCCAUAUGGUUGACAAAAGCCUAGAGGGCCUUUCAAGCCAAACAGUCUGGGGCCCCGUCUCCGGUACAGGAAUCAGACCGCUGGGCCCCGAUCCCCCAGUCCCGCACCCAGACCACGACAACCACACCUGGGGCGUCGGAGAAGAAGCAGACUUCAUAACCUUCCUACCAAUCUUCAACCCAAAAGACACAGAAUGGACCUUCCCCGACAAGAUCUGGAACUUCAAAUACGGCGACGAAACACCGCGCCGCGCAGCUGUUAUUACUAUGGGUCGGUACUCGAAGCGACUCCUCGAUCUGAUCCAUGAUGCUCAAGCAACAAAGGGUCUCGGUCUUGCCUCUGAGAUGACGGGUGCGUCGUGGUCGCUUUUCCACGGCCUGAAGGCUGUGUGUGUACCUCAUCCUAUCUAUGCGGAUGGCCAGUGGACACCGCAGGAACUGGCGCGCAUUUACAACCCUGGUUCGCCGGAGAAUAUUAAUGGCGGUCCGGACAGUAUUUGGAAUUUUGAUCAUAUUUUUGAUCAUAUUACCUACCGGCUGUCGUAUAUGUUUACGACGCACAGCGCGGAGGAUAUGUACAGGCGUUGGCUGGGGUUUAGGACUGCGGAGCAUGAGGGUGGGAAGACAUCGUAUGAGGAUCGCUUUGGGAGACAUUGUUUUCCGUCUAUGUUUCUUCAUACGAUUAAGAAUACAGCUCAUGGGAUGGGACCGGACAGGGCUGUUCCGUGA
This is a messenger RNA of Penicillium nucicola, 2103 nucleotides long. Its product is annotated as DUF3405 domain-containing protein. Lineage: Eukaryota; Fungi; Ascomycota; Eurotiomycetes; Eurotiales; Aspergillaceae. The coding region runs from base 1 to 2103 and encodes 700 amino acids. The record is from RefSeq and is a predicted model, not a curated record. The transcript is spliced from 4 exons.